AAAUACAAGGUCCUGAUGCAGACAAGAGGUAGAAACGUGAAAGAACUUCCCCAACAGGGCAUCUGAGGGCGAAUCCAUACUCUUUUAAGGACACUUUUACACAGAAGCAGAACCCACAGAGGACCCAGUGAUCGCUUGUCGCUGUCACAUACAGAGCAAUAACAAUGGCUGACCAUGGUGUAUUCACAGGUGUGGACCUCUGCAGCCAAGUGAACAACCACGCUCACCGCACAGGAGAGAUAGAUGUGGACCGUCUGCUGGUGCGCAGGGGCCAGCCCUUCUCCAUCGCCCUGCAGUGUUCCGGGGAACCCACCCAGGCCCCCGAUUACCAGCUCACCAUCGUCCUCCGAGUGGGUAAGCAGGGCGAGGUGACAGUGAAAGUAUCUGAGUACCAGAGGGGUGGGGGUCAGUGGUGGUUCAGCCAGCAGGCUGCCCAGGGCGAGCUGCUCGUGACGCUGCACAGUCCAGCGGACGCACCCGUGGGGCCCUACAACCUGGCCGUGCUCCUGCUGUCCCCCGAGGGCCACAUCCUGGAGGAGACCGCGCCCGAGAGCUUCCACCUGCUCUUCAAUCCCUGGUGCAAAGCCGACGCGGUGCAUGUGCCAGACGAGGAGCUGCUGCAGGAGUACAUCCUGAAUGAGAACGGCCUCCUGUACCAGGGCGCCUGGGACGACAUCACCUCGUUGCCAUGGAACUUUGGACAGUUUGAAAAGGACAUCGUGGACAUCUGCUUUGAAAUACUGGACAACUCCCCCACUGCCCUCAAAAACCCAGAGAUGGACACCCUCAACAGAACCAGUCCUGUUUACGUCAGCCGAACCAUCACUGCCAUGGUGAAUUCCAAUGAUGACCGCGGGGUGCUGACGGGAAACUGGACGGGGGACUACUCUGACGGCGUGCCGCCCACCCGCUGGACGGGCAGCGUGCCCAUCCUCAGACGCUGGAGCGAAGGAGGCGCACAGAGAGUGCGCUACGGACAGUGCUGGGUGUUCGCUGGAGUGGCCUGCACAGUUCUGCGAUGUCUGGGCAUCCCCACCCGCUGCAUCACAAACUACUCCUCUGCCCAUGACACAGAUGGGAACCUCAUGAUAGACUACCUGCUCGACGAGAACAUGGAGAGCGUCUCCACUAACGGGAGAAAGGACAUGAUCUGGAACUACCACUGCUGGGUAGAGUCCUGGAUGGCUAGAGAGGACCUUCCAGAAGGAUACGAUGGAUGGCAGGCUCUUGAUCCUACCCCCCAGGAGAGAAGUGAUGGUGUGUACUGCUGUGGGCCUUGUCCUGUGCGAGCAAUACGCGAGGGGGAGGUCGGGGUGAAGUACGAUGCGCCGUUCAUCUUUGCCGAGGUGAACGCUGACCUGGCAUUUUGGGUCCUUCUCCCCGAUGGUCAGCGCUUACAAGCCUCGGUCAACAAGAAGACAGUUGGCCGAAACAUCAGCACCAAGAGCGUCUAUGGAGACACACGGGAGGACGUCACCGCACACUACAAAUACCCAGAAGGUUCAGAGAAGGAGCGUGAGGUUUUCGAGAAGGCCGGGCGGCGGGUUUCCCAACAGAACGGAGUUCAGGGCCAGCUGGAGCUGUCCAUCAAGCAUGCGCAGGCGAUCCACGGGACAGACUUUGACGUGAUCGUGGAGGUGCACAACGCUGGCAGCGAGGACACACGCGCCCACCUCACGGUCAUGUCCACUGCCGUGACCUAUAACAGCCUGCACAGGGGCGAGUGCCAGAAGAAGACUUCCCGCCUCACUGUGCCUGCCCAGAAGGCUCACAAGGAAGUUCUACGCCUUCGCUAUGACCACUACGGACAUUGUGUGUCUGAGCAUCACAUGAUCAGGGUGACUGCCUUCGUCAAGUCAAAUGAUCAGGAUGAAGUGAUCCUAGAGGAAGUCAAUAUCCCAUUGCGGAUGCCAAAGUUGCUCAUUAAGGUUGUAGGAGAUGCUGUAGUCACUCGGAAGGUGACUGCCCACAUCACCUUCACAAACCCACUGCCCGUCACGCUGAAAGACGGAGUGUUUACGGUGGAAGGUGCAGGCCUCACAGCAGCAACGGAGGUUCCUGCUCCGACAAAUGUUGGACCAGGUGAAGAGGUGACGGUCAAGUUCUCAUUCAAGCCAAACCGCCCAGGCCUGAGAAAACUGUUAGUAGACUUCGACUCAGACAGACUGAGGGAUGUCAAGGGGGAGGCCACUGUGAUUGUCCGGCGCAAGAAAUGGAACCGGACGUAAAAUAACAAACCCAGGAUUAUCAACUCAGAUAAAUUGUGUUUUUUUUUUUUUUUUAACAGAAUAAACAGUAGAAACUAUUCCAUGUGUACAGCAGUGGAAUACUGAAGCUUCCCAUAAAUAUGUGUACCAGCAUUUCUGAAAAAGUGCCUUUUAAAAUAGAUUUCAAGCUUUUGUUUUUACAAAGGUUUAGGUCAUUGUAAUAUUUGCACUAAAUUUGUGUACUCCUGAAACAUAAGUGUAACAUAAUUUGUGAAGUUAGUUAUGAAUCGCAUGUACUGUAAUCAGUUACCUUGUAGUACAACAGCAUAAUUAUCAGUGCAUUCUCGCACCCUCUCUGCUUAAGUCUGCAAAUAAAGCAAUAUGUCUACACAA
Molecule: messenger RNA, 2600 nt
Organism: Clupea harengus (Atlantic herring)
Lineage: Eukaryota; Metazoa; Chordata; Actinopteri; Clupeiformes; Clupeidae
Gene: tgm2l
Product: transglutaminase 2, like
Biological process (GO): peptide cross-linking
Cellular component (GO): mitochondrion
Molecular function (GO): protein-glutamine gamma-glutamyltransferase activity
Source: RefSeq, a predicted model, not a curated record